AUGGGAUUGCUAUCAUUGGGAACCCCUCUCCCGUGGCAGGAAGCCAAGUUGCAUGCUGAGCAUGUUCGUCAACAUGGGAUUGAGCAGUUGCUCAACAUCUGGCAUCGACUAAAGACAAGGAGACGGGAUCACUUGCUAUGGGGCGAUGAGGUGGAAUAUCUCGUUAUAUCCCUAAACAACAAUGAUAAGUCCGCCCACGUUUCGCUGAAUGGCUACGACGGACUCCUCAAAUUGCAACACCUCGAAGAAACUGCUAUACAUGCAAGGCAACCAUUUGAAAGCUCUUGGAAACCAGAGUACGGCAAAUACAUGCUAGAAGGCACUCCAGGGCAACCAUUUGGACCAACUCUAGCUGUCUUGCUCGGAGUAGAGGAGAAUAUGCGUCAAAGGCGUAUUCUGGCGCAAUCUGUGCAAGCUCCAAACGAUGUAGUAUUGACGCUGACAAACUUUCCGCGUUUGGGUUGUGUUGACUUCACAUCACCAUCAGCAAACCCCACACCAUUCGACGGUAGAGCUAGCAGAAGUCUCUUCAUUCCUGACGAUGCCAUCAAUCCACAUCCCAGAUUUAGCACCCUGACCGCCAACAUACGUGAACGAAGAGAAUCUAAAGUGGCCAUGAACGUACCUAUAUAUGUCGAUUCCAAAACCCCUCGACCCUUCUUAGAACCGCUACCGCCUUCACUGACAUCACUCUCUCGAGAACAGUUGGCUCAAGUAGCCCAGUAUUCCUGCUCAGAAUGUCAUUCUAGUGCAACAGGUGCUCGAGACCAUGUAUUUUCACUCGACCCAUCAAAACCGCUACCACCUCUACCAUCUAUAAUAACUGAUGCUAAACCAGACCACGUGUAUCUAGAUGCGAUGUGCUUUGGUAUGGGAUGUUGUUGUCUACAAAUAACCUUCCAAGCUUGCUCAGUCGAAGAAGCUAGACGGCUGUAUGAUCAACUGGCCGUCAUUAGUCCAAUCAUGUUGGCAAUCACCGCUGCGUGUCCCAUGUUUAGAGGCUACUUGACUGAUGUGGACUGUAGAUGGAAUAUUAUCGCUGGAUCAGUGGAUGAUCGUACAAAGGAGGAACGAGGAACGGAACCUCUUGCUCAAAGCAAGUAUAGAAUCCCGAAAUCUCGGUACGACUCUAUAGACUCGUACCUGUCACCAGGACCUGAUUACUCGGGUGGUUGCUCGUCAAUUGAACUAGACGACGGUGUAAAUGGUGUCCGAGGGAACUUCUUCCAGCCAAAGUAUAAUGAUAUUCCUUUGGUGUUUGACCAGGACAUCAGGAUGAGACUAGUAGAAGGUGGCAUGGAUGAUCUGCUGGCUCAACAUUUUGCCCACUUGUUUAUUCGAGAUCCAUUAGUAAUAUUUAAGGAGUUGCUGGAUCAGGAUGAUGAAAAGAGUUCAGAUCAUUUUGAGAACAUACAAUCAACUAAUUGGCAAACCAUGAGAUUCAAGCCGCCACCGGUGGGUCAAAACAUUGGCUGGAGGGUAGAAUUCCGAUCCAUGGAGGUGCAGCUGACAGACUAUGAGAAUGCUGCUUAUGCUAUAUUUGUCGUGCUGCUUACUAGAGCUAUUUUAAGCUUUGAUUUGAACUUUUACAUUCCACUCAGUAAAGUGGAUGAUAAUUUACAACGAGCUCAACAACGAGAUGCUGCUAGGCAGGGCAAGUUUUGGUUUAGAAGGAAUGUUUUUGGCAACCCGGAAAUAACUUUACCGAUUGUCAAUGGAAGCAGUAUACCACAAGCAAAUGGAAGUCACGUUGAUGACUCUUUUGAAGAAAUGACGUUACAAGAAAUCUUUAAUGGCAAGCCAUCAGCUGGAUUUCCUGGUCUAAUCCCAUUAGUGGAAGCUUAUUUGGCCUCUGCCAACUUGGACUUUGCGACGUUGAGCGGCUUAAACAAAUACGUGGAGCUAGUGAAAGCCAAGUCGACUGGUCAAUUACCAACGACGGCUACAUGGAUGCGGCAAUUUGUCAUGACACAUCCAAAAUACCAACAUGAUUCGGUUGUCAGUGAUGAGAUCUGUUACGAUUUAUGCAAGAGGGCAGAGGAGUUUGCUAAGGGGGAUGGGAGAGUGUCUGGUCUAAAUAUAUAG
Messenger RNA from Synchytrium microbalum, 2085 nucleotides. RefSeq names its product glutamate---cysteine ligase (gene GSH1). Gene Ontology annotation, cellular component: glutamate-cysteine ligase complex. Gene Ontology annotation, biological process: glutathione biosynthetic process. Lineage: Eukaryota; Fungi; Chytridiomycota; Chytridiomycetes; Synchytriales; Synchytriaceae. The coding region runs from base 1 to 2085 and encodes 694 amino acids. The record is from RefSeq and is a predicted model, not a curated record. Gene Ontology annotation, molecular function: glutamate-cysteine ligase activity. The transcript has 9 exons.